CCACUGCUACGCGGGAUUGGCCGAAGAGUGCCCGGCUCCGUGCCGCUGUCUGGGGGAACGACUGGACUGCAGCCGCCUCAGACUGAGGAAAGUGCCCGAGCUGCUCCCCAGCGGGACGGUGCAGCUUGAUCUAAGCCACAAUAGGUUUUCUUCAAUCAACUCUAGUUCUUUGAGCCACCUUUAUAAAUUGCGAGAAAUAAAACUGAACCACAAUGAAUUGGAAGCUAUUCCAAAUCUGGGACCUAUUUCAGUAAACAUUACUUUCCUGUCUCUGACAAAUAACAAGAUCAUGAAAAUUCUGCCUGAAGAACUGAAGCUAUUUCAAUCCCUUGAAACUUUAGAUCUCAGCAACAACAAUAUUUCUGUGCUUGAGAUGGGAUCAUUUCCUCCAUUGGUGCUCAAGAACCUCCACAUUAACAACAAUCGAAUAGUUUCACUGGAACCAGGCAUUUUUGACAACUUGGCUAGCACACUUCAAGUCUUGAAGCUGAACAGGAACCGCAUUUCAGCCAUUCCACAGAAAAUGUUUAAACUCCCCCAUCUCCAACAUUUAGAGAUGAACCGCAACAGAAUUAAAAAAAUAGAUGGGCUUACUUUUCAAGGACUGCCUUCUUUGAAAUCAUUAAAAAUACAGAAAAAUGGGCUUGUUUGGCUCAUGGAUGGAGCUUUCUGGGGAUUAAGUAACAUGGAAAUACUGCAGCUGGAUCAUAACAACUUAACAGAGAUUACCAAAGGCUGGCUUUAUGGCUUGUUAAUGUUACAGCAGCUUCAUCUUAGCCAAAAUGCUAUCAGCAGGAUCAGACCUGAUGCCUGGGAGUUUUGCCAAAAACUCAGUGAGCUGGACUUGACUUACAAUAAUUUAGCAAGACUAGAAGAUUCAAGCUUUGUUGGUUUAAGCCUGCUAGUAAGGCUGGAUAUCGGGAACAACAAAGUGAGCUACAUUGCAGAUUGUGCCUUCCGGGGACUAUCCAGUUUACAAACUCUAGACCUUAAAAAUAAUGAAAUCUCAUGGACAAUUGAAGAUAUGAACGGUGCUUUCUCCGGACUUGACAAACUUAGAUGGCUGCUACUCCAAGGGAACAGAAUUAGGUCAAUUACUAAGAAAGCGUUUUCUGGUCUGGAUGCACUUGAACACCUUGAUCUAAGUAAUAAUGCAAUCAUGUCAAUUCAAGGAAACACAUUUUCACAAAUGAAGAAUCUCAAAGAAUUAUAUAUAAACACAUCAAGCCUUUUGUGUGAUUGCCAGCUGAAGUGGCUACCUGAAUGGCUGGUAGACAAUAAAUUCCAGACCUUUGUAAAUGCCACGUGUGCCCAUCCUCAGGUAUUGAAAGGAAGAAAUGUUUUUGCUGUCAGCCUAGAAGGUUUUGUGUGUGAUGAUUUUCCAAAGCCGCAGAUAACUGUCCAACCUGAAACUCAGUCAGCAAUCAAAGGCUCCAAUUUGAGUUUUAUAUGUUCAGCAGCCAGCAGCAGUGAUUCCCCAAUGACUUUUGCAUGGAAAAAAGAUAAUGAAUUAAUACGUGAUGCUGAAAUGGAGAACUAUGCGCAUCUUAGGGCACAGGGUGGUGAAGUCAUGGAGUAUACCACCAUCCUUAGGCUGCGCAAUGUUGAAUUCAGUAAUGAAGGAAAAUACCAGUGCGUUAUAUCCAAUCACUUUGGCUCAUCGUACUCUGUCAAGGCUAAACUUACAGUGAACAUGCUUCCAUCGUUUACCAAGAUGCCCAUGGAUCUCACAAUUCGCGCAGGGGCAACAGCACGGCUAGAGUGUGCUGCUGUUGGUCACCCCGUGCCUCAGAUUGCUUGGCAGAAAGAUGGGGGCACUGACUUCCCUGCAGCACGCAAGAGACGCAUGCACGUGAUGCCCGAGGAUGACGUGUUUUUUAUUGUGGAUGUCAAAAUUGAGGACACAGGCAUUUACAGCUGCACAGCUCAGAAUACUGCAGGCAGUAUUUCUGCAAAUGCAACAUUAACAGUAUUAGAAACACCCUCAUUUUUGAGGCCCUUGUUGGAUCGAACUGUGAUGAAAGGUGAAACGGCAGUCUUGCAGUGUAUUGCUGGUGGCAGCCCGUCUCCUCGGCUGAAUUGGACCAAAGAUGAUGGCACUUUAGCAGUGACAGAGAGGCAUUUCUUUGCUGCAGGAAAUCAGUUGCUUAUCAUUGUGGAUACAGACUUUGAAGAUGCUGGGAAAUACACAUGUGAAAUGUCUAACACACUUGGAACCGAGAGAGGCAACGUUCGCCUGAGUGUGAUUCCCACUCCUACCUGUGAUUCUCCUCAGAAUGCUGCCCUGUCCCUAGAUGAUGAUGGAUGGGCCACUGUGGGUGUGGUGAUCAUAGCUGUGGUGUGCUGUGUGGUUGGCACUUCCCUUGUGUGGGUGGUCAUCAUAUACCACACAAGGAGGAGAAAUGAAGAUUGCAGUAUCACAAACACAGAUGAGACAAAUUUGCCUGCAGAUAUUCCAAGCUAUCUGUCAUCCCAAGGAACUCUAGCUGAAAGACAAGACGGAUAUGGGUCAUCAGAGAAUGGAAGCCAGCAUCACUUUGUACAGUCAUCCCCCAUGGGUGGAUAUUUUUUUCAACAGAGAGAAAGCAAUGGAAUUUGUCAUACAGAUAACUGCAGUGAAAAUGACCUGGAAGCUGUAACAGAUCCAUUUUUAUGCCAUUAUCUGGGUACUUCAGGAAGUCUAUAUUUAAAAGGAAAUAUAUGUGGCCCAGAUAUGUUUGAAGUAUACCAUACAGGCAGCAAUUUGGAGCAAAGAACAGCGUGCAUGGACCUUUAUGAUUCAAGCUGCUUGAAGAAAAAAGACUGCUACCCAUAUAGCCACUCCCCUGAAGAUCCCUUUGACCGAUACCUCAGUAUCUCCAAGAUACAUAUGCCAAGUAAUAAAUCGAUUCCUUCUGUUUAUACUUCAAAUGAAGAGAAUGGAACAAGAAGCUCAGAUGUAGACACAUUUAAGAGAAAUCAAGAACUGUCUUCUGUUACACCAAGCACCACUUUCAUGGGAACAUUUGGAAAACCUAUAUGGAAGCAUCAGCUUGAUUCUUUGUCAAGCUAUAAGCAGUCCUCAGUUUGGCAGCCAAAAGCCUCCCAUUAUUCUCAUGAAUCAUUGGAUUUUGAUUCAGAAUCUGAAGGUGGUAGUAAAAUGGGUAGGACGUUUGCUGAAGUGGACAAUAGCAGCUUUAUUUGCAGGCAGCCAGCUGAAAACUAUAGGACUCCUACUUUUCAAUCCUUUGACUUGGAUACAUAGCUUCCCAGCAGUACUAGCCCAAAAUCAACUUACGAACCAAAAAAAUAUACUACCUCAAAGUGGACAUUAUUUAAAAAGAAAAGAAACUCCUGGCUGUAUUUUAAAAGAGAUUUAUGAUUUUUAUACAGAUGCAGCUUUAUUUGUAAAACGCAUUAUUUCAGGCAGAUUGUACAUUCCUUAUAUUUCUGAUAAGUGUAUAGUUUUGUUUAACCAAACAGUACCUUUUGUAAAUUAAUGUUGUGAAUAAUAACUAUGCAUUUGUUACUGAGACAGACUUCAUUUUAUUCAGAUGAAUGUUUUAAACUAAUACCAAUUCAUGUGCAUCUACUUGAGUUUAAGGAGCUGUCCAAAGUUAUGGACAGUUAAUAGAUUCAUACCUGACAUGGCUUUUUAUUACGUUUUGUUGAUUUGUGCAUUAAAAAGCCCUGGAAAGAAACACAUACAGCCAAGAUCAUAUUCAGGGGAAUGAGAAAGUUGAAACUUCUCUGCUGGUUUCACCUGAACUGUGGUGCAUAACAUUGCCCGUGUCAGAAAACUGGAUGUUUUGGAGAGAUGCAAAAAACACACUUGUAAAUGUCCUGUUCCCCAUAGACUUAAUUAUUUUUGCCCUAAGCAAAAAUGUGAUUAUUUUCAGUUCUAGUUAAUAUGCAUGGUCAGUAUCAAACCAAAUAAAUAGCAAUCCCAGCUUAUAACGUAUCCAUUCCAGUAAUUCAAACUGCAUUCCUAGGUUAUCUUUGAAUAGAUGAAAAUCCUGGUCACAUUUACCUUUGUUCUGGCCCUGGAUGUCCUGAGCCUGCAUGUCUUUAGGAGUAAUGCACUCCUGGUUUUUACAAACCAGUUAAAGACUGCAUUCAGUACAUCCCAGUAUUGACUUUGUAAAUUUGAUCAUUGACAAGAGGUAUGAGGGAAACAUCCAUUUGAGAUCUUGGACUAUCCAACUAUUCACUUGGACUGUUGUGAAUAAAAGAAGACUGCUGCAUUGGUCUAUGUUCCUAUGCACCUUUAUCCUAAGACUAAGCCCCAUUGAAUUCAGUUGCACAAAUCUGUGAAGACGUGAAUGAAUUGUGUUACUAGCUGGAAAAAUUGUGUUACUAAGCGUAAAGCCACAUCUGAUGUUAGGGAAGUUGUGCACUCUUCUCAAGAAUUGUAAUGUGUGAUACGGUGGAGAAUAGAUCUAUUUGGCAAGGACAAGUGCUGUAGAAGUUGCUACUGCAUUUGGUAGAGAUUGUUACUUGGCUUUUUGCUUGCUUUCCAUCACACGUAUGAAUUUAAAAUUGGGUGUGGGUGUGUGUUUGCAUUUAAAAAACAUGACACACAGAUCCAGCCCUAAAUCAUCAAAAUGUCAAAUGGUGAUCAGUGAAUGGCUGAAUCAUCUUAGAUCAUGGCUGAUAAAAGACAACAGGCUGGUGAAGUCUGUAGUUUUAAUGCCACCAUCCUAUUCAACUACCUUGGUAAAUAAGAGUAAAUAUUAAAGAAACCACAGUUUCACUGUUCUUGUACCUUCCAAACCCAUGCUUAUAAUGAUGUAACAUAUCUUAAGUUACUGUGGUACUACUAAGUUUUAUGUAGCAUGACCUGAUCCUGUUAGUGCCAAGGAAAAAACACAAAAUUUCAGUAACACUAAAUUGUCUUCCUUGUCUUCGUCUUUAUCACUGUAGACUAUUGUGUCCAUGUAAUAGUUGCUUCACAUAGUACUAGGAAGCUAUAAUAUUUUGGUCCAGCCAUUUAUCUGAAAACCUGACAUCAGAAUUAAAAAACUUUGGCUCUGUUAUUAUUAUUUUUUUAAAAGGAAGCCAAAGCCGAGAUUUGUUCUUUGUAUCAAUUUCAUUCAGAACAUUUCUUGUUACAGAGAUUAACAUUUCAGAGAUUUCAUUUUGGUGAUCUAGGUUCUUCACACUAUGUGAUAAACUUCACCAUGAAGUAUUUCUGCAAAAGGCUGAGCUUAUAUAUGAAAUCUUUUUUUAUUUUGCAUUGAUUGAACAAACCUAGAUUAAUAUAAAACAAUUCCAUUUUUAACUCAGAAAUUACUCAGUUCUUACACAUUUAUUUCAAAAUUAAGGUGGAGAAGGCAUUGUUUUCCAGCUCUAAUUUAAACUAGAACUGUGUCCUGUUUUCCCCUAUUUCCCUCCCUUCCUCUCCCACCCCUGAAAAAAAAUCUUAAUCACCAUUUCAAAUCAAGGUUUAGGGCUUCUCUCUCUGGUUCAAAAUCAAAGUGUAGUACUUUGGGGUAAUUAAAGCUAGAUUAAAACAGUCCCAUCUGUUCCAUUGGUGCAGUAGGCUAGGCUCUUGAAAGCUGUGAAUCCUCAUGUCAGCAAUAUGCUUGAGACCCAUGUGUCUCCCUGUGGGUUAAUAUUACAAGGCUGCCUCUCCCCCCCGCAACCCAUUCACUUUGAAAGUUUAAAUUUAUAUAGUUGUCAAGAUUUUUUUCGAAGCAAAAUUGAAAACAGCUGUUUAGACAGAACUCUAUAAGCCACAUUUCAGAUGCGGAAGAAAAGUUCCCCCAUUUGCACCACCCCAUCUAACAAUGUCAAAGAAGCCAGGUUUUUCUCCUAUCAAGGAACCUGGUAUCCAGAUUGCAGUAUAAUUUUCCUCUUUAAUUUAGCUUUGGAGACAGGAAGUUAAUCUAUCUUCAGACACUGGUGGUCUCACUGUACAGAAUGGAUUUUUCAUGCUUUUGUUUAUCCAAUUGCCAGGUUUUCUGACUCUCCUUGUUAAUUUGUCUUCAUUGUUGCCAGAUGUAGUUAUAUGGUGGCAGACAUUCAUAUUGGCAUUUGGGGAUAAUUAACAGUGUUUUGAAAGAAAUUAAUUUUUCCAGGGUUGGAAAUAAAGCUCAGAGUCAAUAAUGCAAGAAAAUCUUAAAUUAGAUUCUUCAUUAAAUCACCUUGACCUCUGAUUCUUCUGAGGUCUGCUAAGUUGGUAUCCACACACAUCAGACAUCAUUUUGAAAAUACCAGAAAGAAAAUGGCAAAAUAGGGAAUUGUCCACUUCAGAGGGAACAUAGCAGAUUGGCUAUUUUAAAUCUGGCCAUAUUCAGUUUUCAACUUUUAAGCAAUAUCAUUUAGUAUAAGUCCCUUUUGCUGUAACCAAUACUGUGUCCCCCUAUACAUCUCCAUGUUCUGGAUAGGUAUUGUCAAAGAAAUUCAUACUGCAAUUACUUAUGUACUCCUGUUAAUUUCUGUCAGAGCUGUUUCCACAAAAUCAAGUAUAGGAUUGCAGCUUGAAUCACCAUCAUCAUCAACAUCAUCAUCAUCAUCUAGUAAAGAUGAUUACAGAAAUGUUUUAUAAUGCAUGUGUUUACUUCAACUAUAUUUAGGAUAUUCCAAUAUUUUUAGCUAGAAUUACACUGAUCCAAAAUUUACAUUUGUGUGCAAGACAUUUGAACUUACUUAUUUGCAGAAUGUCUGAAGUACAAUCAAAAGAGUCUCUAGAGUAUCUUCAAACUUACCAAUAAAAGAGCCACUAACAUAAUAAAUAUAAAAAAUAAAAAAUUAUCAGCUGGGCUUUGGAUUUCAAAGACCUAUUUUUAAAAAAAGUUCAGAGACCUUUUUUUGAAGGUUGGGAAUGA
Python bivittatus (Burmese python) is the source of this 6809-nucleotide messenger RNA. It is a transcript of the gene LRIG3, whose product is annotated as leucine rich repeats and immunoglobulin like domains 3. NCBI's taxonomy places the organism in Eukaryota, Metazoa, Chordata, Lepidosauria, Squamata, Pythonidae. The record is from RefSeq and is a predicted model, not a curated record. Gene Ontology annotation, molecular function: protein binding.